This is a messenger RNA of Rosa rugosa (rugosa rose), 2054 nucleotides long. Its product is annotated as B3 domain-containing transcription factor VRN1-like. NCBI's taxonomy places the organism in Eukaryota, Viridiplantae, Streptophyta, Magnoliopsida, Rosales, Rosaceae. The transcript is spliced from 6 exons. Bases 19 to 1578 code for a protein of 519 amino acids. The record is from RefSeq and is a predicted model, not a curated record. Gene Ontology annotation, molecular function: DNA binding.
UGCUUCUGAACUUAGACGAUGGCUUCUUCGUAUCUUCGCCGGAAAUGUGAUGAUCACUGGCCAAGAUUGUCUUCCACCACUCCCCGGCGUUUUCUCAAGGUUAUUUCAGACGACACUUCCAGAGACAGAAAGCUCGGGAUUCCAAAGAGCUUUUUGGAUAAAUAUGGAGAAGAUCUAUCAAAUCUAGUAUACUUUAAGCUCCCAUGUGGUCCAGAAUGGGAAAUAGGACUCACAAGCUACAAUAAAGAGGUUUGGUUUAGGAAAGGCUGGCCAGAGUUCUCUAAGUUUCACUCUCUUGAGAAAGGCUACUCGCUACUUUUCGGGUAUGAAGGGGAUUCUAGGUUUCAGGUUUCCAUAUUUGAUGGAAGCAACAACAUGGAGAUUGACUAUACCACAAGAAUGCUCGAAAGUGAAGAAGGUGAUCAAGAUGAUGAUAUAUCUCUUGAGAUCUCAGAGGAUGUUCGACGAACUGCUCUGUCUCACAAGAAAAACAGAACAGUUUUGAGUCCUAAAGCAGAAAUCAAUGUCAAUUUUGAGGAGCGUGUGAAGAAAGAGACACAUUGGUCAAAAUCAGAAAUGAAAACAGGGAAACACGAUUUUCCAGCGAAAAGAGAUGGGGGAGGCACAUCAAGCACUCAAAGAUGCCGAAAACAGACACCAAGAGUUUUUGGGAGAGCUAAAUCUUACAAGCGUUCUUUCAAAGUUCCCAUGCAUAGCUCUUAUAUCAUUCAAAAUUUUUUGUGGCUGCCUAAAACGUUUGUCCAGACACAUCUUCUUAAGCAGCCUAGUAAUGCUAUACUUCAAGUUUCGGGUGGAAGGAAAACUUGGCCUGUUAAAUUGACAUAUGAAGAAACAAAAGGAAGAGCCAAAUUUCAGUCUGGUUGGACUGACUUUGUGAGAGACAAGAAUUUAAAAGAUGGAGAUGUGUGUGAGUUUGUGUUGAUUGACAGCAACAGACUUGUAUUUGAAGUUAGGAUAAAUACUGCAAAUCGCACCUUAUCACCAGACAUUGAUGAUGGUGAUGCUGAGGAUGAUGAAGAUGAAGAUGAAGAGGAUAGUGAUGAUGAAUCAAUUGAAAUCUUGGAUCAUUUUCCACCUCAUCUCAAAAGAAAGGAGAAAUCUCCAUUGGCAUCCAAGAUUCAUAAGACAAUGAGACCCAGUUCCAGAACUCAAAAAUUCCCUGAAGGAGGACCUGAGGUUCCUAGGAAGAUGCCUGGUCCUGUUAUGGCAAGUUCUGGAAAAUACAUAGCUCUUCAGAGAGCUAAUGGUUUCAAAUCUGCAAACCCUGAUUUCAGGAUUUCAUUACAUUCCUCCUAUAUCACUGGACAUUAUUUGUAUUUGCCAGCCAAGUUUGCCAAUAGAUAUCUUGUUAAGCAGCCUAGACAUGCCAUCCUUCGGGUUGCAAGUAAAAGAACUUGGUCUGUCAACGUACGUUAUGCUGCAGCAAGAACCACAUUCCAAACUGGUUGGUUUGAAUUUGUGCAAGAUAAUGAUUUGAAAGAGGGUGAUGCUUGUAUUUUCAUGUUAACCGACAACAUCAAGGUUGUAUUUGAUGUUGUCUUUUUCCGAGCCACAUAGAAGCUACAUAGUUCACCUGGUCCCCUGCAGGUAAGUAAAUCUGCUGGGGUAGUGAAUAUGUGCUCCAUCAAGUCUGCCAUUUUUGUUCUUUUCUUUUUCGUUUCAGGGGAAACCGACCCAAGGAUGAAAUCAAGUCGAAAAGCAUCUCUAUCGUGUUUUGAUUUGUCUUCCCUAAAUUGAUGUUCUGAUCUUAUUGCUCUGUAGGAGGUCUAGUGCUGGUGUUUUGAAAUCCAACUUGGAACAGUUUAUCUGAAAAUGCAUUAAGCUAGUACUAGGAAAUGCCUUUACUCUUUUCAGUAAAUAUAAAUCUUAAUGAUCUCAAUUAUGCUCCUUCAGUCUCACAUGAUGAGUACUUUGUCAUGAUAGUAUUCAACUUUAUAUCAACCAAAUUUUCUGGUGGCUGGUAUGCAUUUGCUAAAGGAAUUAGUGCUCUUUUGUGGGAACGUUAUGUUGCAUGUAUGAGCUGCGUUGAGAAA